GGAUGGGCCGUGCGCGUGUGGGUGUGCCGUCGGCGCCGGGUGCCACCGCCGCCGUCGGUGUCUCCGGGCCGUAUAAAGGGGCCGGCGGCGGCCCGGCGCCUGCACCGCCGCCGUCAUGGCUCUGCUCCGGCUGCUGCUGUUCCUGGCGCUCGGCUGCACGGGGCUCGGCGCCCGCCGGCGCCCCACCACACACCACAUCACCCUGGAGCCUCAGCAGAACCUGCAGAUGCGCUGGACAGUCGAUUACAGGGAUGAGGAGGUGGCGAUCGAGGUGGGCGCCUCACUCAGUCCCACACAGUGGCUCGGCCUGGGCUUCUCGGAGCGCGGUGAGCUGGCCGGCGCCGACCUCUGCGUGCUCUGGGUCGACUGGAAGCGCCGUGUCCGGCUCCAGCACGGCUGGGUGGACGGCCAGGGCCGGCUGACGGCCGACCCGGACACCGUGUGCCGCUCGGCGCAGCUGCUCACCCGCCGACCGGAAGCCACUGUGUUCCGGUUCCGGCGCCGCUUCAACACCUGCCGGCCGCGCGACUACGUGCUGGAUACGGGCACCACUCACAUUGUGUGGGUGAGCGGCCCGGGUCCGCUGCUGCGGCUGGAGAACCUCCAGCUGAGCCACUUUGCGGUCGGCAUGGCGCGCGUGCAGCUGCUGCGAGCCGAGGUGCAGCCGCCGGCGCCGCCGCCGGACGCCGCGCGGCUCGAGCUGCGCUCCCGGCGGGUGGCCGUGCCGGACCAGGAGACCACCUACUGGUGCACCGUGCACCGGCUGCCGGCCGCGCUCGCCCGCAAACACCACAUCAUACAGUACGAGGCGGUGGUGGACGCCGGUAACGAGGACCUGGUGCACCACAUGGAGGUGUUCCACUGCGAGGCGCCGGUCGCCCAGAGGAUACCCCGCUACGAGGGGCCGUGCCACGCGCCCGACCGGCCGCCCGCCGUCGACCAGUGCAAGCGCGUGCUGGCGGCCUGGGCGAUGGGCGCCGAUCCGCUGGUGUAUCCAGAGGAGGCCGGUUUGCCGAUCGGUGGACCCGACUUCAACCCGUAUGUGAUGCUCGAGGUCCACUACAACAACCCCAACCUGAAGAGAGGUCACCGGGACAGCUCGGGCGUGCGGCUCACCUACACGGAGCGGCUGCGGCCGCACGAUGCCAGUGUCAUGGAGCUCGGUCUCGAGUACACCGACAAGAUGGCCAUUCCGCCCGGCAUGGCCUCCUUCGAGCUCUCCGGCUACUGCGUGCCAGAGUGCACCGCCGUGGGUCUGCUGCAGGCCGGUAUCCGUGUGUUUGCCUCUCAGCUGCACACCCACCUCACCGGGGUGGCCGUGCGCACCGAGCACGUGCGCGCCGACGGCACCCAGCUACCCGACCUGAACCGGGACGAGCACUACUCGACCCACUACCAGGAGAUCCGGCUGCUGCCCCAACACCGCGCCGUGAUGCCGGGUGACGCGCUCAUCACCACGUGCCGGUACCAGACGCUGGAGCGGCCGAACAUCACACUCGGUGGCUUCUCCAUCACCGACGAGAUGUGCGUCAACUACAUCCACUACUUCCCCAAGGUCAACCUCGAGGUCUGCAAGAGCUCCGUCGACUCCGACACCCUGAGGAACUACUUCAGGUUCAUGAACCGAUGGGAAGGCCAGCCGACUGAAAACGAACAAAAUAAAUCGGAUGAAUCGCCAGAAGAACAUAUCCCCGAUUGGGGCAACAAGUAUAAGAGCAUUAGAUGGAACAAAAUCAGAUCUCUCGGGCUUCAGCAGCUGUACGCCACGGCGCCGCUCUCGAUGCAGUGUAACCAGAGUAACGGCGACCGGUUCGCCGGCUACUGGGAGCGGGUGCCGCUGCCCACGGUGCGCCUGCCGCUGCUCGAGGAAGAGCCGUGCCCGGCCCGACCGACUGACCUGGGGCAGAGCGACUCGACUGCAGAGCGACUGCUCGAGGAGGAGGGUCGCCACAGGAAGAGGGCGGCGCCGGAGGAAGGCGACCACGGCGCACACGGCUGCUGCCACCACGGCCACGAAGGCUGAUUGAUAAAUGUUCGGUAGUACUGUCACUGAGUCCAUCGGAUGACUGAUCCUGACGUUAGAUGAGUCCUACACUGACUCGCCCAACCCUGUCCGCACUGUGCAAUGGCUUAAUUAAUAAUGUCGGUCGGUAUAACUAUAAACGGCUCUGUGUAGCCUUUAAUUUAAUUACGCAUGUUAUACCCCUUCCUUGGCGGUGGAGUAAGACUGUGACAAAUCCGCCGAAGGAAAAUAUACCAAACGAAAAAGGAAAAUAUACCAUUACGUAAUUAUUUACAUAUACAUAGCUACGACCAACGUGAGCAUGUAAUUACGUAUAAUCCACCCGUGCUAUGCAUAUUGCGUAUGUCUACCCUUGUCCAUGCCUAACACCUAUUUUCUAUUGUUUAUGCCGCAUUUGUGCCAAAUAUGAGGCUAUGAGCAGCUGGCUGGUCGGAGCGCGGCCCGGCCCCGAUCGUUCAGGCUAUAUGGCAGCUGUAUAUCCGGCACGUAACUCAGGACGGGCAGACCGGUCAGGGCAGACCGUGUUUCCGUGCUCACUGUGGCACGAACGGUGCUGGCACGCCUCCGGAAGGAGCCGCUCCGACCCGGACAGGCACUGGGCGGGGCACUGACCCAGUAUCGGCAGGCCUCAGCCCACGGUGAGGGACAGCAGUGGCUUAGCUGACUGGCUGUAGUUAACGUGUGGAGCCGAGAUUAGGAGCCACUGACAUGCUUACCAAUGUCUUGUUAAAGUGACCGCUAGUCAUGCGUGAAUUGAUGUUUAUCAGCACUUGAAGCGAAAGCUGCUGCUGUAUGAGUUACCACGAGGGACCAAUAAAUAUCGUUAUUGUC
Amphibalanus amphitrite is the source of this 2854-nucleotide messenger RNA. RefSeq names its product dopamine beta-hydroxylase-like. NCBI's taxonomy places the organism in Eukaryota, Metazoa, Arthropoda, Thecostraca, Balanomorpha, Balanidae. Gene Ontology annotation, molecular function: copper ion binding; dopamine beta-monooxygenase activity. The transcript is spliced from 11 exons. The record is from RefSeq and is a predicted model, not a curated record. Gene Ontology annotation, biological process: dopamine catabolic process; octopamine biosynthetic process; norepinephrine biosynthetic process. Gene Ontology annotation, cellular component: secretory granule membrane. The coding region runs from base 116 to 2023 and encodes 635 amino acids.